Molecule: messenger RNA, 582 nt
Organism: Daldinia childiae
Lineage: Eukaryota; Fungi; Ascomycota; Sordariomycetes; Xylariales; Hypoxylaceae
Exons: 1
Coding region: 1-582 (193 amino acids)
Source: RefSeq, a predicted model, not a curated record
AUGGUCCAUCGUUGUCAGGCAUUUGACGCUCCUUCCUUCUGGGAGUUCGUUAGCCGCCGUGUCUCAUGGGCGCAACGUGUUGACCCCAAAGAUCUGUACGACCUAUCGAUUCGAAUCAUCUCAGCCAGGCGCAUCUUUCUCGACCAAAGAGAUUACUUGGCGGAGAUGAAAAAGGAGGGAGACGAGGAUAUCCCAGACAGCGACCUCAUCCGCGUCUUCAACGAAGCCAACACGGCUGUAGACAGCUUUACCAGUGCAGUGGCUGAUAUGUAUAAAGACCGCCCGAAAAUCCGAGAGAAAUACUAUCCCAAGUGGACCGAUGACUCUGAUAACGAGGGGACUUCUGAAGCAACCAAAGCAAGAUUCCACGAAAAGUAUAAAGCACCCCGCAAUCUGUCCAGGAACACCUCUGCGAAGGACCAAGAAAACGGUCUAGAAGGUGAAUACAAGAAAAUGGUUGAGAUGGUCGAAAAGGUUGAAAUCGUCGAUAGAAUGGAUGAGGAUAUGGGCGGUGAGAUGGACGAGGUGGAAAAGAUGGAUGUGGACAAUGAGAUGGACUAUGAAAUGGAGAUGGACAAUUAA